GAGAGGGCAGCGCAGGGCGGUGGCGCUGGCGCCGGGCGUUAUCGCCCGCUACCGCCCGGCUACCACCCGCGCUGGGGGCGAGAGGGAGGCGAUAAGCGGGCGAUAGGCGGGGCGGCGCGCUGGCAGCACGGGGCGAGAGGCGGGGCGAGAGGGAGGGGCUGAGGUGGCGCGAUCUGAUUGGUCCACCUCAGCUAGCCGUUGGGGUAUCCGUUGCUGGUUCAAAAACCCCCUAUAAAUACCCCCAUAUGGUUUCACUCAUUCCACACCUCACUUCAUCUCCUCCACUCUCCAUUUCCACUCCUCUCAAUGCCAUGUCUUCGUCUAGCAGUAGUUCGAGCGACGGAAUGGAGGGUGAUAUGAUUGCUGCAUUCCAGGCGGAGUAUGAGGAGGAGAUGCUCAACGAGGAGCCGGAGCCAAGACGGCCGCGACGCCGCCGAGAGUUCAUCAGGCGUGAUCGUCUGGGUGCCCACGAUCGGCUCUUCGAGGACUACUUCGCCGACGACUGCAAUUACCCUCCGAGCUACUUUCGGCGAAGGUACCAGAUGAGACGAUCCCUCUUUCUGCGCAUUGUGGAUAGAUUGGGUGAAUACUCUCCGUAUUUCACCCAAAGAGUUGAUGCUCUCAACCGUGCUGGUUUUUCUCCCCUGCAAAAGUGUACUGCGGCUUUGCGUCUGUUAGCUUAUGGAGCUGCUGCAGAUACAAUAGAUGAGUGGCUUAAGUUAGCUAGACAAACUUCAUCAGAUUGUCUAGAUAGAUUCUGUGAAGGCAUCAUUGACUGUUACGGGGAGACGUUUUGCCGUCGACCAACUGCCGAGGAUACUCAGCGUCUGUUAGCGAAAGCCGAGGAGCGUGGCUUUCUGGGCAUGUUAGGGAGCAUCGAUUGCAUGCAUUGGCAGUGGAGGAACUGCCCAGUGGCUCAUGCUGGUCAAUUCACAAGGGGAGACAUCAAGCACCCUACCAUAAUCUUAGAAGCCGUUGCGUCGUAUGACCGUUGGAUCUGGCAUGCCUUUUUUGGAGUGGCCGGGUCCAACAACGACAUCAAUGUACUCAACCAGUCGCCGUUGUUCACUGAUGUGCUUAGGGGAGAAGCACCUGUAGUGAACUUCACGGUGAAUGGACACGAGUACAACUAUGGUUACUACCUUGCCGACGGCAUCUAUCCCUCCUGGCCGGUGUUCAUGAAAGGUGUUACUCUUCCACAAAGUAAAAAGCAGCGAGUGUUCACUGCUGCUCAAUCAGCUUGGCGCAAAGAUGUCGAGUGUGCCUUUGGAGUGCUGAAGGCUAGGUUCAACAUUCUAGCAGUUCCGGGACGCUCCUACUCGAAGCGUACUCUUGGGUUGAUCAUGCGUGCAUGUGUCAUUCUGCACAACAUGAUCAUCGACGAUGAGCGUGGUACAAAUUUGGAGAACAACUAUGAGACAGUUGAGUCCAAUGUCGGCCCUGCAAUACACAACCAUGCACCACCAAGCCUAGCAGCCAGGAUUCAGAUGGACAACGAAAUGAGGGACUCACCGAUGUAUACACAGCUCCAGCAUGAUUUGAUUGAGCAUGUGUGGGCUAAUGCCUAGAUUAUGUAAUUUUUUCAAAUUUUUAUGUAAUCUUUUCAAAUUUUUAUGUAAUUUUUUUUAUGAUGUAAUCGGUAACAAUUUUAGUUCAAUAAAAUAAUUUCCUUGCAUUAUUUUUAAUGUUGUAAUCUGAAAAAGAAAUGCUGAUG
This is a messenger RNA of Lolium perenne, 1714 nucleotides long. RefSeq lists its product as uncharacterized. The record is from RefSeq and is a predicted model, not a curated record. Lineage: Eukaryota; Viridiplantae; Streptophyta; Magnoliopsida; Poales; Poaceae.